Messenger RNA from Haemonchus placei, 219 nucleotides. The record is from the annotation of a GenBank genome assembly. NCBI's taxonomy places the organism in Eukaryota, Metazoa, Nematoda, Chromadorea, Rhabditida, Trichostrongylidae.
AUGCGUGUGGUCGUCAGUCGGAAACAUAAAAGAAGCGCCUCACCUCGUGCCAGACAAGAAGAUACGAACUGGCUUCUCGACUCUGCGGUAUUGCCCGCAUCUGCUACGCAUCCCAGCGUGGGCGGAGAACAAGAUGUCAACACCAAUGUUGGUUCGCGCACAAAGACCUUUGGAGCUGACGCUGCUGAAGAUCAACCGCGCGAAGCAGAGAAGCCUUAA